AUGGCAGAUGAUGAGAAACCAUCAGGACCAUUAGAGGAGAGAUUAACUCACAAGAAUUGGAAAUGGAAGGUGAGCGCCUAUGAAGAAUUGACUCAAAAGUUUAGAUCUGCUGAGGAUUCUACUGGUCCACUUUAUAAUGAAUAUGGACCAAAAUUUAAGACAUUGUUAGCAGAUAGUAACCCAAUGUCACAAGAAAAGGUAUUAGAUACAUUGGGUGCAUUUAUCGAUCGAUGUGAUACCGUCAACAAGUUUGCACCGCAAUGGGUAUCGGUGUUGGUCGAGAAGGGGUUUGGAUCGACUAGACCAAAAGCCAAGGAUAAAACAAUAGAGUUGUUAUUGGCAACCAUCGAAGCAGAUUCACCCGAGCCUGUAAACGAAUCACUUUUAAAGGGUGCAACUAGUACUUCACCAAAAAUAUUAAUUGCUUCUAUCAUUGGUUUAAGAGAAUCUUUAAAAACAUUUGGACCAAAAAUAGUACCAAUUAAACCAAUAUUAAAACAAUGUCCACCAUGGUUUGAACAUAGAGAUAAAAAUGUUAGAGAUGAAGCAAGUGCAUUGCUUGUUGAAAUUUAUAGAUGGAUGGGUAAAACUAUAUCGUCGUGGUUGGAGAGUUUAAGUGCAAUCCAAAUGAAAGCUUUACAAGAACAAUUUGAUAAAUUACCUCAAGAACCUGCUGCUCCUCUUAAAUAUAUGAGAUCAGAGGCUGCAAAAGCAUUGGCUGCUGCUAAAGCUGGUGGUUCUGCUCAAAAGGUUGAAGUAGAAGAAAUUGAUCCAUAUACAAUGUUAAAUUCAGUUGAUGUAUUAAAAAAGAUUGAUCCUGAAUUUUGGACUGGAGUUGAAGAAAAGAAAUGGCAAAUUAGAUCAGAACAUAUGGAAAAUCUUCAGAAAAUAUUAUCAUCUGCUGAAAAGAUUGAAAAUGCUGAUUAUUCAGAAUUGGUUAAAGUUUUAAAAAAGACAUUGGUAGAUACAAAUUUAUUAAUUGCAACAAAAGCAAUUACAUGUAUUGGAUUAUUGGCAGAGGGGUUGAGAACUGGAUUUACAAGUCAUAGUAAACAAUUUAUUGCUGGGUUGUUGAAUUUGUACAAAGAAAAGAAGCCUUUGAUUACAAAGGCAAUCAGCACAUCACUCGAUUCUAUCGUGGCACGUUCACUCAAUUUUAGUGAGACGAUAGAGGAAGUGACCGUUUCGAUGGCCUCCAAGGUACCACAAACCAAACAAGAGACACUCAAUUUCAUCUAUCGUUCCAUCUCGACGACACGCAAACCACAAGACAUACAAAAGGUGUCCAAACAACUUGCCAAAAUAUUCAUGGAAGCACUCAACGAUACGGUAGAGUCGGUCAGAGACUCGUGUGCCAAGGCAUUUGGUGCACUCGGUGGUAUUAUAGGAGAACGUAGUAUGGCACCUUACCUCAAUCAAUUGGAUCCAAUCAAAAUGAAGAAAAUCAAAGAUUUAAUGGCUGCUUCAGCACCAGUCAUUACAAUGGCUCCUACUAGUGUUUCUAUAUCGGCAGAUGAAAUGGGUGCAGGUCAAAAGAAACCUGCUGCUGCCGGUGCCGUAGCUGCAGCUCCAGCACCACCCAAGAAUGAAAAAUUAAAAGAAAUCAUUUCACAAGAGAUUCUUGACAAGUUGUCAAGUGCCAAUUUAAAGGAUCGUGUUGAAGGAACAGAUGAAAUUCAAAACAUUAUUCAAUCAAUGGGUGGUGAUGAACUCGGUCCAUACUCCCCACUCAUCAUUCAAUACCUUCAAGAAAAACCUGGUUGGAAAGAUACAAAUCCUCAAGUUUCAAAUAAUAUCAUUUCAAUUCUUACUAUUAUUAUAAAAAUUGAUCCAAAUUCUUCCAAACUUAUUAAUUUAUUUUUUAAUAAUAUAAUUGAUAAAUUAAUUGAUAUUAAAAGUAAAGAUUUGGUAAAUAAUUUAUUAAUUACGGCUAGUGAAAGUAUAUCACCACAAUUUGUAUUUUCAAUGAUUUAUGGAUACGCAGCAGGACACAAGAAUCCAAAGAUUACAUUGGAUUGUUUGGCAUGGAUGACACCAAUGGUAGAGGAAUUUGGGGUGGGAAGCUUUUUAUUAAAACCAUUGUUUGAUUUUAUAAAGAGUUGUCUCGAGUCUACACAAUCUCCCGUUAAAUUGGCUGCCAUCAAAUUGAUUGGUAUACUCAAGCUGGCACUUGGUCCAUCGGUCAUUGACUAUUUGUCAGAUGUAAAGAAACCACUGUUAGACUCGAUUGAAAAGGAGGUUGCCAAAACCAAGGAACAAAGAGUGUCUCCACCAACACGUACUUUUAAAGUCAGUAUUGACGAGAUUAUUCCUAGAACUGAUAUUAGUUCAAAGUUGAACGGUCCACUUCUCGGUAACCUUGGAGACCUCGAUUGGAAGAUGCGUCAGUCUGCACUGGAGGAUCUCGAGCGUAUUGUCAUUGACGCUAAUCGAAAGAUUCAACCCAAGCUUGGGUCCCUCGUCACACUACUCUCCAAGGGUUGCCUCUCUGACAAGAACCAAAAGGUGGUCACUACGACAUUGUCACUGAUCAGUUUGUUGGCAGUUGCCACUGGAGCCACCUUUGACAAGAGUGCAAAGAUCCUCUUGCCAGGUGUCGUUGCCAUACUGUCUGACAGCAAAAAACCAUUGCGUGACGCAGCCAUCAACUGCAUGAACCAUAUCAUCGAGGGACUUGGAGUGAUCGACCCAUUCAUGUCAUCGCUGGCACAACCAAUCGUACAAGAUGGAGCUGUCAGUAGAAAAGAGGCAUUGGGAUGGACCGUUCAACACAUUGGAUCAUUAAAGUCUGGUCAAGAAGCAGCUCAUAUGGUCAAACCAAUCGUUGCAUGUCUUCAAGAUAAAAACAAUGAUGUUCGUUCAAUGGCUGAAACCAUCCUUUCUUAUAUUUAUAUUUAUAUUCCACCUGACCUCUUUAAAAAGGAGUUCCGUGAUAUUAAACCAGUCAUCUUAAAUACCAUUCAACCAAUUAUUGAAAAAUAUUAUAAAACUAAACCUCCUCCUCCAAAUUCAAAAAAACCAGAAGCAAUAGUUCAACCUGUUCAACCAGUUCAACCAGUUCAAAAAGUACAACCAACUACUUCUACUACAUCUACUACAUCUACUACUACUACAACAAAUAAUAGAGCUCCAUCAUCUUCAUCAUCUGCUUCAUUUAUAAUUUCAAAUGAUAAAAAAUCAAGACAAAAAGAUCAACAACAAAUGUGGUAUUACCAAGAUCCAUCAGAAGCAGUUGAAACACUUCAAGAUCAAGUAUUAUCAUGUUUUAGUGAAGAAUUUGCAAACAUGAUGUUUUCAGCCAAUCCACAACAUUCACAACAAGUAGUAGAUAUGUUGAUACAAUUGGCAGAACAAGAUAUGAUGCCAUUAUUAUCAGUCGUGGAUGUAUUGUUUCGUUGGGUUACGUUUAAACUUUUUGACAUGGGUUUGACAUCACUCAAGAGAAGUUUGAAACUGUUAGAGACUAUUUUGGUUCGUAUGCAAGCUGUAGAAUAUAACAUGUCUGAUUAUGAAGCAAGUUGUCUCAUACCCAUCUUGGCCGAAAAGAGUGGUACAUCAAAUGAAACAUUUAAAGGUCUCCUCAAACAAUGUUAUCGUCUCUUGUCUGAAGUAUGUCCACCUCAAUCACAAUUCCGUUAUACGUUGGAAGUGAUUCGUUCCAAUAAUUGGCGUACACGUCUUGAAAGUAUUACCGAAUGUGGCCAACUCAUCAAUCAACAUGGUGGCGUCUGCUGUGGUAACCUUAAAAUCACUGUACCAACCAUUGCCAAACUAUUAAAUGAUCGUGAACCACUCAUCAAACAACAGGUCAUUCAAUGUUUUUCUCAACUCUAUAUUCAUAUUGGUGAAGAAAUUUGGAAAUAUCUUUCAACCCUCUCUCAAACUGAUAAAAAUUUAUUAUUACAACAAUUUCAAUCAAAUCAACCAAAUCAACCAAGUCAACAAUCACAAUCAUCUCCAUCAAUUUCAUCCACUUCAUUUGGUUCAGAAGAAGAAGAAAAAUUUAAAGAAUAUUUAGAAGAAUUAAAAUCAUAUAGAAGAGAAAAUAUAGAUCAAACUGUGGAAUUGUUGAAACAAAUAUCUGGUGUUGUUUCGUCGGCACAACCAGCAUUGGCAGAAAAGUUUUUAAGAUUCUCGGAAGAGUAUUUGAUGGUAUUGAGUCAGCUGCUCGUAUCCAUCUUUGCGCAGGUAUUUAUGGAUACAUCGAUCUUUAGAUUGUGCAAGUAUCUGAUCCACACGAUCAUUACCAUCUACUCUAACGAGAUUAUAGCCAAAAAGUCGAGUGUACGUUCACUCGAGACGGUCCUCACCGAAUCUAUCCGUUUGUUGGUUGCUCAACCCGACUCUUCACCUCAACAACAAGCCGAUCUUGAAUGGAUCACCAAGGCACUCAACCAAGUACUCCUUCGUACACUUCAAAACAGUAACAAUACCACCCUCUUUUGUGCACUUUUGGAAAUGAAAACAAAGGUUGGGUCACGUCCAGGACAAGAAAAGUUUAAUGAUUUAUUGGUUCGUUGUCUUUUACGUGCCACCAAAUCACUCAAGGCACCCGGCGCCAAAGUUGACGAAUUGGACAUUUCAAUCAUCCUCUCCAAGAUGAAUCAAUUCCUCAUUCAACAAAACCUUGAUGAAACCACCAAAAAGACCACCAAAACACUCACCUCUGAACUUUUAAAUAUUAAAGGUGAUGAGUUUGCCGCUUUUUGUAGACAAGCUUAUCAACAACAUCAACAAAAAUUCCAACCACUCUUUAAUCUUUUAAUCGAUCUUUUAGGUGGUAUUGAUAAUUUUAAACAAUUAUUUAAAAUUCAAGAAAAUCAAACAACAACGACAACAAAAUCAAUAACCAAUCAACCAACAGUUCAACCAAUAGUUCAAAAUAUUUCACCUCCUGCUAUUUCGCAACAAAUGAAAUUUGAAGAAUUGGGUAUACAACCAUUAAAUACACCAGAGAUUUUACAACAACAAAAUUAUACGAUACCAGUUGUAAAUGUAGCAAGUAGUGUUGGAAAGGAUGGAAAGUCACACAUGCAGACAUUGAUGCAAAAUGUAAAUAAGGAGCCAAGAAACUUUAAAUGCGCAACUGUUUCUGAGCAAAAGCAAGUUCUGUCUGAGAUUUUCAAAAAGGUUGGUCAUCGUGAUCUUACCAUCGACGGCUUGUGGGAUCUCUACUACUUUAAAAAACAAUUUAAAGAUUAUGACAUUACACCCAACCUCUUGCAAACUACUGGUACCUUUCAAAAUUAUGUCACUCGUCACUUGCAACAAAUCGAUAAACAACAAUUGGAAAAACAACAAGAAGAAGAGGCUGAACUUACCUCUAGUGACAUUAACCAUUAUUCUGAAAGAUUACGUGAUAUUCAAAAUACCUAUUUAAAUAAUCAAAUGCAACCUGAUAGUGGCAGCGAUGGUAGUGGAAAACAUUCUACGGAUCAAAUGUCUGGUGAAAAUAUGGGAAUCACAACGACUGGAUUGAAUCCAAGAAGAUUAUCUCAACAUGAAAUUAAAAGUACUACUGUCAAUGCUUUAAAUACUUUACAUCGUAUUAGAGGCCUAAGUAAUGCUGGAAAUCAACCAACAAAUAACACUAAUAAUAAUAAUAAUAAUAUUUCUCCACCUACUACAAAUAUUUCACCCAAUACUACUUCUACUUCAUCUACCUCGUCUACUUCUUUGGGAACACAAGAUUUAACUUCAACUGUUGCUUCACUAAGACAAAGAUUGGCUUUUAUUAAAGAAACUUCAAAAUCAAAUGAUUAA
This is a messenger RNA of Cavenderia fasciculata, 5763 nucleotides long. RefSeq names its product XMAP215 family protein (gene mtaA). Gene Ontology annotation, biological process: mitotic spindle organization; centrosome duplication; microtubule polymerization. The record is from RefSeq and is a predicted model, not a curated record. Bases 1 to 5763 code for a protein of 1920 amino acids. The transcript has 6 exons. NCBI's taxonomy places the organism in Eukaryota, Evosea, Eumycetozoa, Acytosteliales, Cavenderiaceae. Gene Ontology annotation, cellular component: microtubule plus-end; spindle pole; centrosome. Gene Ontology annotation, molecular function: microtubule plus-end binding; microtubule plus end polymerase activity.